Molecule: messenger RNA, 615 nt
Organism: Agrilus planipennis (emerald ash borer)
Lineage: Eukaryota; Metazoa; Arthropoda; Insecta; Coleoptera; Buprestidae
Product: acylphosphatase-2-like
Exons: 5
Coding region: 224-541 (105 amino acids)
Molecular function (GO): acylphosphatase activity
Source: RefSeq, a predicted model, not a curated record
CGAGGUGAUUCACGUAGAAUGACAACGAAGAAAUUUUUGGUUUCUCACAUUUCGGAGCAGUUAUAAACAAGUUCGAGCAUGUUCAAAACUAGAAUUUAUUAACGUUAUAAGUUCAACCCAUUCAUACAGACGCAUAGUUUCUUUGAAACACCCUGUAUCUAGUUGAAAUUGUUAUGACAUGAGGUUAUGACAUUUUUAUCGACAAUUGUUUAUUUAAUCUCGGAUGUUGAGGUAUUUCGGAAUUAUGGCAACAAAAAAGCUCAAAGGAUUAGAUUUUGAAGUUUAUGGUCGAGUUCAAGGAGUGUUCUUUCGAAAGCAUACGCAAGAGCAAGCCCAAAAAUUAGGUUUGAAAGGUUGGUGUAGAAAUACUAGUCAAGGAACAGUAAAAGGAGUUUUGGAAGGACCUGAAGAUGGUGUUAAUCAGAUGAAAAAUUGGUUACAAUUUAAAGGAAGCCCACAAUCACAAAUAGAUAAAGCUAUAUUUGAAAAUGAAAGGGAAAUCAGUGAAUUUUCAUUUAAAGACUUUCAAAUUAAAAGAUAAAAUUCUAUUUUUGUGAAUGUAGAAUCCAGCAUUAUGUAAUUUAUUAGUAAACAAAAUAUUAAGGUAUUCCUGCA